Molecule: messenger RNA, 1481 nt
Organism: Magnolia sinica
Lineage: Eukaryota; Viridiplantae; Streptophyta; Magnoliopsida; Magnoliales; Magnoliaceae
Product: methionine aminopeptidase 1B, chloroplastic
Exons: 10
Coding region: 136-1239 (367 amino acids)
Biological process (GO): proteolysis
Molecular function (GO): metalloaminopeptidase activity
Source: RefSeq, a predicted model, not a curated record
UUCCUCUAUAUAUUCCACGAUUGCAAGUUCUUAGGCCUGUUUAUCAACCAUCACGCUCUGCCCGAGUAUCAAAGCUUUUCUCUGUUGUUUUUCCGCCCCUGACUCUCUCAUCUGCAGAAAAACAAAACAACGGUCAUGGCUUCUUCUCUCUCCCUCUUCUCUUCCUUCACAGGCCAAACCUCCUUAUCAUCUUCCUCCUCUUCUUCUUGCUAUUCUUCUUCCACUCUUGUCUCAGGCUCUCAACUAUCCUUCUCACCAUCUCCACUUCUUUCAGGGAAUACAAAAAUACAGAAGCGCGUCGUCAUCAAAUCGAGGAAGAUAUCAGGGCUGGAGGAGGCCAUGCGAAUUAGGAGGGAACGUGAGCUUCGAAGUUCAGUAAAGGUAAAGAAAAGGCCUCCAUUAAGACGUGGAAAGGUCUCAGCACGUCUUCCUGUGCCAGAUCACAUUCCAAGACCUCCUUAUGUGAAUUCAAGCUCAUUGCCAGAUCUUUCUAAAGAGCACCAAAUGCAUGAUUCUGAGGGCAUUGCUCGCAUGAAGGCUGCAUGUGAGCUUGCUGCUCGUGUCUUGGAUUAUGCGGGAACUCUGGUUAGGCCAUCCAUAACAACAAACGAAAUCGACAAAGCAGUGCAUCAGAUGAUCAUUGAUGCUGGGGCUUAUCCUUCACCCCUUGGCUAUGGGGGGUUUCCGAAAAGUGUAUGCACGUCCGUUAACGAGUGCAUGUGUCAUGGAAUACCUGAUUCUAGUCAGCUACGGAAUGGAGACAUAAUAAACAUCGAUGUAACUGUCUUCUUGAAUGGUUACCAUGGGGACACUUCAAAGACAUUUCUCUGUGGGGAUGUAGAUGAAGAAGUAAAGCGCCUCGUGAAGGUAACAGAAGAGUGCUUGGAGAAGGCAAUAUCUGUUUGCGGAGAUGGCGUUCUCUUUAAAAAAAUUGGAAAGAAGAUAAGUGAGCAUGCCGGAAAGUUUGGCUAUGGCGUAGUUGAUCGUUUUGUUGGCCAUGGCGUAGGGACAGUCUUUCAUUCUGAACCAAUUAUAAUACAUAGCUAUAAUGAUGGACCUGGGCGUAUGGUUGAAGGUCAAACAUUUACCAUCGAGCCCAUCCUUACAAUGGGAAGCAUCGAGUGUGUUACAUGGGAUGACAAUUGGACCACACUUACUGCUGACGGCAGCCUCGCCGCCCAGUUCGAGCAUACGUUGCUAAUUACAAGGAUGGGCGCAGAGAUUUUAACAAAGUACUGAUAUUUGGCACCGAAGAAGCUAUAUCCUUCCAUCGUUACAAAUGUUGUGUCUGUCUCUUUGAAAUCAUUGUUACAGUGUAGCAUACAUCAUUUUUCCAUUGAAAGCUCUUGUUCAUAUGCAUGUGUAGAAUGUUAUUUAUGUUUGUAUCAUUGCGGAAUAUUGAAAAGCCAAUGUUUAGAAGAUCCUACCUUCCAAUGUUUGGAUCAUCUAUUUAAUAUGGACAGACACUGAAUCUCUUCUCU